Aphis gossypii (cotton aphid) is the source of this 1279-nucleotide messenger RNA. RefSeq names its product probable phosphatase phospho2. Gene Ontology annotation, molecular function: phosphatase activity. The transcript has 2 exons. The coding region runs from base 339 to 1112 and encodes 257 amino acids. NCBI's taxonomy places the organism in Eukaryota, Metazoa, Arthropoda, Insecta, Hemiptera, Aphididae. The record is from RefSeq and is a predicted model, not a curated record.
CUUAAUAUGUUCUCUAAACAUUAUCAUUUUAUCAAUAAUAGCCAUUCGAUUAAAUACAUAAUACAUUUUUAACAAUACAUUUUUUUAACGUAAAGGUAUAUUAUUGAGUAUUAUAUAAAAAGUAAAAACGUUAAUUUAUAAUCUGGUGUUUUGGUGAUCAGUUACUAUCUUGCUUCGUAUUUGCGUCUUCGCGAUAGACAUAAUAACCACGAAUUAAGAUAUCUUAAUUCGUGAUUGUAAGUUAUAACCCAGCUACCUAUCUGAGCUAUCACCAUUCAUCUUUAAUGAGCAUGACUAAAUAGUAAAUUCUAAAACCAAAACUUAUAAAAUAAUUUUCCAUGUCCUCCUUAUCGGCAUCAGACUCGGUUUUGGUGAAAGAACUAUUUGUUUCUUCAAAAACACCUGUACAGGAACUUGAAAAAAUGUUGGCAGUUUUCGACUUUGAUCACACAAUAAUUGAUGGCAAUUCUGAUGUAGAGGCUAUUGGUUUAAUAAACCCUACCAGUCUUAUUCCGGACAGAAAAAUUUUUCCAAAUAAUUGGACUCAAUACAUGCAACGAAUAUUUGAUGUACUAAAAACUAAUGAAAUUCUAGCUGAACAAAUAAUAAAUGUUGUAACCUCAAUGAGACCCAAUUAUGGUAUGCCAAAGUUAAUGAGAGCACUUAAUGAAAAUAAUUUUGAUGUUAUUGUGGCAUCUGAUUCAAAUUCAUUAUUUAUUUACAACUGGUUGAAACAUAAUAAGUUGACAGAUGUAGUUUCAUGUAUUUAUACAAAUCCAGCAACAAUUGUUGAUAAUACCAUUAAAAUUGAACCUUACACUGUUCAAACCAAGUGCGAAUGGUGUAAUACAAAUAUGUGUAAAGGAGCUAUUGUGGAGGAACAUGUGUUAAAUAUUAAUAAAAAAUAUGAUAAAGUAUUAUAUUUCGGUGAUGGUCACAAUGACUUGUGUCCAGUUUUGAAAUUGACUAAAAAUGAUAUUGUAUUUCCAAGAUUAGGUUACAUUUUGGAUAACUUGCUGAAGACUCACACAACACCAGCAAAAGUAAUGCCAUGGUGUUCAGGUGAAUAUAUUUAUGAGUUCUUAAAGUCUACUAAGUUAAUUUCAACUUAGAUCAAUGUAUAAGACUGUUUUCCAAUUGUUACUAGCAUAGUUAACUUUUGCAAGUACUUAUUAUUACGUACAAAUUAUAUUUAAUGUAUUUAUAACUUUUUAUAAUGUAUUACAAAUAAUGAUGUAAAAAUACUGAUUUUACGAUGUAUUAUAUUUAUAUAUACAAA